CAAUGUUGGGCCCACCGUGCGUCAGAAAGCUACCUGUUGUCGUUCCAGCAGAAACAGAGACGGAAUGUACAGGCGAGGAAUGAACAUGUUAUGAAGCACAGUUUUAGGAUUUCUAAUAUUUUCAUGGUGUUGCUAAAUGAAAGCUGGAAAAGUGAUGUUUAUUAUUGUUGUAAUACAGCACGGAUCCUGUGGGUGGUUCCUGCGCAAUCCAUAUAAGUACCACGGCGCAGUGUGCGUCGGAGAGACAAGCUGCGCGGAAUAACAUUGACAAUGGGUCGAACUGGCUAUGGUUGGUUUGUCCUGCUGCUCUAUCCUUGCAUUCUCACUGGCCAGGCUGAGAGUCGGAAAACUACUGCUCCUCAUGGGACAGACUGCACGCAGAUCAAAGCCCUCUCCCCUGGAGCUCGUAGUGGCCUGUACACCAUAAAGCCCAUGGGAGUCAGAAGACCUUUCAAGGUGUACUGUGAGAUGCUGGCAGAUGGGGGCUGGACCGUGUUCCAGAGGCGGACAGGGGGUGAGGUGUCCUUCAGAAGGAACUGGGCAGCAUACAAGCAUGGCUUUGGUAAACCUCGAGGCGACCACUGGCUGGGGCUGGAGCGGGUGUGGGCGCUCACCCAAGCUAGGGGGCGCCGGUGGACUCUGCGGGUAGACCUGUGGGACUUCGAGGGGGGCACUGCCUUUGCAGAGUAUGAAGACUUCAAGUUGGGCAAUGAGACGGAGGCCUACAGGCUGAGUGUCGGGACCUACCGUGGCACGGCAGGUGAUGCCAUCCGCGGGGCCUACCCGGGCAUCGACCAGAACGGCCACGGCUUCAGCACCGAGGACAGGGACAACGAUGGCUGCUCGCCCUGUAUUUUCGGGGACAUCGCGGAGAAUGAGUGCAGCUGGAGCGAGGGCGGCGGGGGCUGGUGGUACAGCCGCUGCGGCUCCGCCAGCCUGCACGGGGACUGGCACCCCGCCGGCGACAACCUGGGCUGGGCGUCUGGCCUCCACUGGCUCACCUGGAAGGGGCCCGCCCCUUACUCCGCCCAGGCCACGCGCAUGAUGGUGAAAGCAGUGUGAGAGACAUACCCUGAGCGCUGAUUGGCAUGGCCGUUCAUUAAAUAUUCCUGCACACUGCUGUUAUUGACACAACAUCACCAGCAUCUAUGCUGAUGUGCAUCAGGAUCAUCUUGGCUGAGGGAGAUAUGCACCUGGCACUCCUGCCAUCAGUAGUGUAACUCUCUGCCUUUCACCAUUUCACACUUGCAUCUUAACAAAUCAAAGCACUCUCUGCCACAGCCUAAAUGAUGCCACCUGCACAGCACAACUGUAAUAAAAUCUGUUCAAAAUAAGGCUCUUAAUUUUUUUCCCCCCAAACAUUAAUAAAGGAUUUGCCUUCUUUCUGUAAGCGUUAAUUUGUAACUUCUGGUUUUAUGCAAGAUCACAACUGAGUUGUUGGUCCCAGCGCAGACCCUGAAAGUGCCUGCUAUAGCUUAAGCAGGUGUUGCUCUUCUGCAGAGUGUGAUAAGUUUGGCAGAUCGCUCAGUUUAAUGAAAUCUGCCGUAGCUUGAGGAAAAUUGGUUUCUUGACUGUCGCACACUUUUUCAUUAAAUCUGGGGAUCUGCCAGACUCGUAAUGCUUUAGAGGUGACAGCAGGCCAGAUUUGCUUGAAUGCACUACUCUGAGUGCAUAAGCGGAUGUGUUGAGUAGAAGCUUUAUAUUGCUUGGAUUAGUGUUUUUAGGCUUUUUGUCUUAUUCCGUUGUUUAUCAAAUGUCUACAGACAAUCCCUUUGCACACAUGCAUGCAUACCCUCAGCUGCAGCCCUUCCAUCUUUUCUGAAAAAAAAAGUCUAGAUUAAGAUUAGUCUAAUGAUGACUAUAUUAAACAUAUUUGGAGCAUUAGGGCAUAAACAGUUCUUCCGUGAAGCAGCACUGGCUGAAACGUUUAUACCAUGUCUCUUUGUUUUCUCCCAUUUCAGUGGCUGCCUUCUAUUUUCCUUUUGUGCAAGUACAAAAUUAUGUAUGCAUGCUGUUGCUAUGAAUCACCUGAAGUCAAUGCUUUCAUUUCAUUGUGUUCAGAGCAUAGUGGGACGUGGAUAUGAAAUUGCACCCUCUGGUGGUGGGACAUGUGCAUUGUGAGACAAAAACACUCCAUACAUUGCAAAAAAAAAGCACACCUGCUAGAUGCUAUUAAUAGAGGUUUGUAUGAGAAAACCAAAAUAUUUGGUGGAAAAGGGCAGUAUUAAGAAAUGAUAGGCUUACAGUAAUAGAUGAGUGUUGUUUUGACUACAGGCACUAUAACUGAUAGUCAACAAAUCCAUAUCUUUUUUUGUUUUACAAAGGAUAUUUAAACUGACCUAAUAUGAAUCCUUGCUCUUUCCACCAUUAUUCUCUUAAGAACCAAGACUCAAGAUAUUGCAACAGCAACUUAAAUCUUCACCAUUGCAGAUCAGGGACAAAGGCUAUUUCGUGAUCAUGUAACAUGAAAUAUUAAUUAAUGCUAGAAAAUAUGGCAAGAAGCAGUAUGCAUAUAUAAAAUUGUGGACAGUAUCUCAUGAACGUUUUCCAGUAAUGUCUGUUGAGUUGCUUUAGUCCUUUAGGUUUUCUGUGAUACAGCUGAUUUUGAACGUUGUCAGAACCUGUGACAUUCCCUUGUUUAGGCUGCACCACAAGUAGUAUUAAAUGGCGCAAAACUUCUGUCAGUAGAACCAAUGUGGUCAACUCACCUAAAUCACAGAUGUGUGUAAUACAUAUUACAUAUGUUGUACAUAUGGAUUGAUUAUUGGUUGAUCUUUUAAUCAAGUAUUUCCUGAGCAGUGCUUGAUAUCUAGUUAAAAAAUUUUCUUGCUUUUGUUCUUUCAUAAAUAAACAAAUCAAAUAU
Megalops cyprinoides (Indo-Pacific tarpon) is the source of this 2863-nucleotide messenger RNA. RefSeq names its product angiopoietin-4-like. Gene Ontology annotation, molecular function: receptor tyrosine kinase binding. Lineage: Eukaryota; Metazoa; Chordata; Actinopteri; Elopiformes; Megalopidae. The record is from RefSeq and is a predicted model, not a curated record. Gene Ontology annotation, biological process: Tie signaling pathway; angiogenesis. The coding region runs from base 271 to 1062 and encodes 263 amino acids. The transcript is spliced from 7 exons.